Messenger RNA from Styela clava, 1937 nucleotides. RefSeq names its product regulation of nuclear pre-mRNA domain-containing protein 1B-like. Gene Ontology annotation, molecular function: RNA polymerase II complex binding. The record is from RefSeq and is a predicted model, not a curated record. Lineage: Eukaryota; Metazoa; Chordata; Ascidiacea; Stolidobranchia; Styelidae. Gene Ontology annotation, biological process: mRNA 3'-end processing.
AUAAAAUUAGCCUAUAAUAUACUGAUAUUAUUCGUUCUGCAUGGUUCUGGCUGUAUUCCUGGUUUCCGGGUUUCGUUAGAUAGACAUAGUUGGUGACCAGGUAACGGUCCAACAUGUCAUCAUUCUCAGAAGCUGCACUUGUGGACAAGUUGUCUGAAUUGACUAACUCAAUGCAGAUCAUUCAGACAUUGUCUUUGUGGCUGAUACAUCACCGUCGUCAUUCCAAAACAAUUAUACAAGUUUGGCAAACAGAACUAAUCAAAGCAAAAACCAGCAAAAAGUUGACCUUCCUCUACCUUGCAAAUGACAUUCUGCAAAAUUGCAAAAAGAAAGGUCCAGAGUUUCAUAAAGCAUUUGGUGGAGUACUGAUAACAGCGUUUACUCACGUUGCUAAACAUGCUGAUGAAAAAACAAUGAAAUCCGUUCUUCGUAUUCUUGACAUUUGGCAAGAAAGGGCUGUAUUUGAAAUGGAAUAUGUCAAUCAAAUAAGGAAGUCUAUAGGGAAAGUAUCAAAACAAACAAAGCAACCGAAAACGAAGAAAGUACAGCCAACGAAGAAAGUUGCAGUUGCUGAUUCAUCAUCAAAAGCUCCAGAAGAAGAAAAACCUGUAAGAAAGAAAAGCAGACUCGAUGAAUUAAUAACAGAAGAAGAGGAUGAUGAUUAUUUAACUUUAUCACCGAGGGAUCCUCCAGAGGCUGAAGAUCUAGUAAAAGCUCUAACAGAAUUGGAGAAUGCGGCCUCUACAGAUGCAGCAGUUCGUGAAAAAAUUGCAAGUUUGCCUCCUGAGGUUCAAGAUAUAUCAAGACUGGAUAAGAUAGCUGAUAUUGAGAGUGCAGAAAAGUUAUCGGCAAUAGUGGAUGAAGCUUGUCUGCUUUUAGCCGAAUAUAAUGGUCGACUUGUUGCUGAAAUUGAUGAUAGAAGACAAGUAGCAAGAAUGUUGUCUGAUUAUAUAAGACAACAAAAAAGUCUUCUGCAAGAAUCUGAAGACAAAUUGCAGGAGUAUAGAACAAAAUUAGCGAAAGUAUCAGAGGUUCGCAAAGAACUGAAGUCGCAUCUUCAGAACCUACCAGAUCUCACAAUGCUUCCAAGUGUCACUGGUGGACUGGCACCACUGCCUUCAGCAGGAGAUUUGUUCAACUGAGAUGAUGCUCUCGUGAUAUCGAAAUGUCAUUAGUCUGAACUACGGUGUUGCUAUGCAAAAGAGUUUGAUACGUUUCCUUUGAACUCAUACAUGGGGUUUUUGACGUAAGAAUCUAUUAGGAAAUGUGAUUAACUCACUUGUGAGUUAUAAUCUGUUCUGCCAGAGUAGUUCAGCAUUCAACAACAACGCAGAGGAUAGAUUGUCAAAGUAAUAUCAUGACUUAUCUGACUUGGUCAGUGGGAAGAACAUGAGUAAACAUACUUGGGUGUUAUUUUCUUACAUGAGUGAAAUAAAUAUUUUAGAAUAGUACAUUGGAAAAAAUGAAAUUCGCUUGUCAUUCAUAAAGUUUUGGAAUAGAAUAGGAUUUUCUUAGUUUUCCCAGGGAGUGAAAAAGGGCUAUAAGAUGGCUAGAUCAUAAUGAGAACAAUGCCGUCCCAGUUGAUUGUUUCUGCUCGAUUUUUUAAUAUUACAUAUCAUGCCUUAAGGAUACAUUUUUCGUCAAACAUGUCAGCCAGGUUCACCUAUCAGCAGAUUUUAUCAAUCAUGUGUUAUGUAAUUUUAGAAUGGGAAAUGUGAGCUUUUGAAUUUGUUUUCAAUGUUCAUUUUAAACUUACGCGUUUUUCUUUUAUAUAAUUUGGAGUUUGGACUAUUUUAUAUGAUAAUCAUUGUUUGAUAGUAUGAGUUAUAGAUAAAUUUGAUUUCAUGACUAUAUUCUGUAUAUGACUAGUGUUAUGAUCUCAGCCAUUGACUAUACUGGACUUUAACUCUUUCUUAAAUACUCGUAGAUCAUCUUGA